AGAUCAUCUGCCCAUGCACAGUAUACUGCAAUACCUCGCUGUCACGUGACCAUGACAUUUUUGUCAGGUGAUCAAGUUCUCGACUCUAGCUAGCUCGAGACCUCUGUCAAGGAUUUCAGUAGACAGGAAUAACCGUCGUUUCUGGGGAUUUCCUUAACAAUUCCGACAUUUCACCACAUGUGGAGCCAACGUAGUUCAGCGGAACAGCUUUUGGUCUAGGAUUUCAGUAGCUGGAAACUGUUAUUGCAACUUUGUUAUACGGUGCCCAGUCCCCAGAUCUGGGCUAGGCUUGCCUGCUUGGGUCAAGAAUUUGAAGAAUUUAGAUUUAGGCCAUAGGGCUAACGUCUUUAACGAGGGGCAAAUACAAGCUUCCAGCUUUAUGUCUCUACAUCCAAGUAAAUCCAACUCCAAAUAUGAAAUGAAAACUAUGCUGAUAAUAUUCUGAGGAUGGGGCAAACUUUUGAUUUUGUAUCUGACGUUGACUGGCAUCAUAUCUGCUGCUUGUUUAUCAGUAGUUUAAUACUCUUAAACCAUGCAUCCAUUUGUUCAGCUACCAUUCAGGAAUUUUACUCAUUGGAAGAUCAGGAAGCUUACAUAAAGUACUACAAGCAGUUCCCUGGACCUCUCCGUAAUUUUACAAAUGAAGGGAUGUUCAUGGUAGCAAAAUGUGCAGAGCUUACAAUAAAGGAAUAUAAUGACAGAUAUCAAGUUGCAUACCAGCUAAGGUACAUUACAGAUGCAUGGAUAGAAGACCAGAAUGAUCUGAUAAAAUUAGUGGUCAUAGUAGAAUCAAAUAAUCUUCAAUAUUAUGAGAUGUACCUUGAGGCAAAAUCCAUAUUGACACCCAAGUUUAUCAGUACAUCAAUUGUUAAAGCAGCAUUCAUUCUAAAGAAAGUAGACAAUUCUUGUGAUAAGUUGAGCUCAAGAGCAGGAUGCACAGAGUGUACACUGUUUGAACGCUGUGCCAAAGGUCAUGUUCCUGCUCAUCCAUGGCUAGACUUUGCUCUUAAAACACAACAAGAAAUACAAAUUGAUCAGGAGUUUCCAAAAGUACAGAUGCCAGCGGCCCAUAAUGCUUUCAAUAACAGAGCUGAUUAUUAUGGAGUUGUUGAUGACUGUCCUUGGCCCCCGCCAUAUAGUGCUGAAUGUAUAGGUUUAGCUAACCAGGAGUUUAGUCUGACUGAUAUGCUCAACAUGGGUAUCAGGUCAUUAGAGAUUGAUCCAUGGUGGUGUUUUGACGAGGUAAGAUUAAUUUUUUUUUCUUUGAACCUGCUACAAGGGACUUCAUUUACAUAUCUAUAAUAAAAUAUAUGAAUCACAAAAAAUAUGAAAAUACAAAAGUAAAUCAAUGCAAUCGAAUCAAUUAAUGAAUUUUAACAAUUUUUGUCUCGCCUGCAUAGCAGAGCGAGACUAUAGGCGCUGCUUUACUGGCGGCGGCGGCGUCAACAUCAAAUCUUAACCUAAGGUUAAGUUUUUGAAAUGACAUCAUAACUUAGCAAGUAUAUGGACCUAGUUCAUGAAACUUGAACAUAAGGUUAAUCAAGUAUUACUGAACAUCCUGCCUGAGUUUCAGGUCACAUGACCAAGGUCAAAGGUCAUUUAGGGUCAAUGAACUUAGACCAUGUUGGGAGAAUUAUUUUCAAAAUCUUAACCAAAGGUUAAGUUUUUGAAAUGACAUCAUAACUUAGAAAGUAUAUGGACCUAGUUCAUGAAACUUAGGCAUAAGGGCUCACAGGCCUAAUUCAUUUCUCAUAGACUCGUGUGUUAAAGUGGCACUUAAAAAGAAUUCAUAAAAAAUAAGGAGGAAACAUCGAGGGUUGAAUGUUUACUACCAGUGGAUAGGAUAAAUGUCUGACAUUCCAUAUCUGACCAGAAAAGGGUACCUCGACCGGCUCAUUUUAAAAAUAAAUCAGCAUUUAUGAAGACUACACCUGAUGGGAUCAAAUUCAUCACUUCAGAGAGUAAAAUGACCCUAAUUCUUCCGCCAGUAAAAAUAUAGUUCCAAAGUGGUGAUAUAUCUUUCCAAUUUGGAAAAAGUAAGUUCAGUAGGUACCCUCCGUAGCAUCAGUGUUAGAUUGUCAGUCAUAUUCAUUCAUUUUUGUCAAUCAGCAAUAUCAAAUUUAAAAAUUGAGCAAUGGGUUGGGUCGAAUGAAUAUCUUUUGCCUGCCAGUUGUGAUUAGGCCCGUGCAACCAUAAGGUUGAUCAGGUAUUAGUGAACAUCCUGCUCGAGUUUCAGGUCACAUGACCAAGGUCAAAGGUCAUUUAGCAGACCUUCAUUUUUGAGGAGCGCGAUCGCGCCGGCACUCCUACCGCGCUCCUUACAAAAAAUUACAAAAAAUCGCGCUCCUAAAAAAAAAAAAAAAAUGCAAAAAUUUCACAUUUUCUCCAUAAUUCCUUGAAAUUAUUUUGAUUUAGUUGAAAACUAUCAGAAAAAUGAAGAAUAUUCACCUCUUUCCCGACUCUGAUUUGAAUUUAAACUCGGUAAAUAUUGUAGUCCCAUAUGUAGAUUUUCAUGGCAACACCAUGGAAGUCUACAUGUGGGACUACAAUAGUUUUCAACUAAAUCAAAAUAAUUUCAAGGAAUAAUGGAAAAUAGAU
Molecule: messenger RNA, 2598 nt
Organism: Lytechinus pictus (painted urchin)
Lineage: Eukaryota; Metazoa; Echinodermata; Echinoidea; Temnopleuroida; Toxopneustidae
Exons: 9
Coding region: 448-1302 (284 amino acids)
Biological process (GO): lipid metabolic process
Molecular function (GO): phosphoric diester hydrolase activity
Source: RefSeq, a predicted model, not a curated record